Messenger RNA from Aspergillus puulaauensis, 1974 nucleotides. It is a transcript of the gene ALR1, whose product is annotated as magnesium transporter CorA family protein. The coding region runs from base 1 to 1974 and encodes 657 amino acids. Gene Ontology annotation, cellular component: plasma membrane. Gene Ontology annotation, biological process: intracellular magnesium ion homeostasis; magnesium ion transmembrane transport. The transcript is spliced from 2 exons. The record is from RefSeq and is a predicted model, not a curated record. Gene Ontology annotation, molecular function: magnesium ion transmembrane transporter activity. Lineage: Eukaryota; Fungi; Ascomycota; Eurotiomycetes; Eurotiales; Aspergillaceae.
AUGUCCGAGUCUGGCAAGUCCGAGAAGUACAUGGAUCUGACUAGGUUCAGCACUCCGGUGCCUGAGCUGGAUGAUCAUCGAUUUCAUUUGGAAAACCAGCCACGCAUUGAGGCGACUCCCGACAUGGCCCUGAGCCGUCAAAACACUGCUCCGCAAGGAAUAGUCGAGAUACCGCAACGGCCCGACCUUCUGCAAGCUCAAGAUGUCUAUAGAGAUUCAGGGCCGUUUUCGCGGGACUUCGAACAAGCAAUAAUGGACGAUGAUCGAUCUGCGAAUGAUUUGAAUGCUAUUGGGCGCCGCUUUUCUGUCGAUCCCGCUGGGAAUGCCCGGCAUGUUCGGACAUACAGCCGCACGCAUCAAGACAUUGGAAACAGGUCGCGAAAGAGUUCAGUUUCAGCCAGAUCAUCAUCGCCUCCCAAUUCGGUUGAUGCAUUCGCAGACCCUCGUCGCCGAGAGCGCGCAAACACCCUAGAAAGCCACGGAGCCCCAGAUCUGGAGGCUAUCCUCCAGCGUACAGUCUCUGGUGGUACCAGACGACCAACUUUCAGCAAUGCUAGCGUUAUCCGACCCCAACCAGGUGACAUUCAGCUGGAUGUUACGGAGGAUACAUGCGUGCCUCCAUUUGAAGAACCCGGAAGGAUUCCAGUUAUUGACUACGAAGAAUUGGAGGAAUUCGUAGCGUUGAACCGGAGAGCGAAGCCUUCAAUCAGCCGACGGAAACAUAGCUUGAGCUCACAAGGAAGGUACUCGCGGGUUUUUGAAGACCUUCGUCCAGGCGCCGGAAGUGCGAGUGAAGCUGAUGAGAAACGCUCCUCGAGUGGGGAACUAUCCAUCGAGGACUCGAUGCCGCCCAAGUUCAAUGAAAAGAUUUUUGACAACGCAAACGAGAAGGGUCUACUGGACAAAUUGAAAAAUGCAAACGAGCCAACGCGCUUCGGCUUCUUUUCUUCCGAGUCGCAGAGUACCGUACACGCGGCGGAGUUGGGGGAUCUGGUCCUUCCGGGGGACACUUUCAGAGAUCUCUUUCAACUUGGGCCAGACGGCGGUGUUUGGUGGCUCGAUGUUUUGAACCCAACCGAGGCUGAAGUGAGCGCUCUUUCAAGGGCGUUCUCCAUUCACCCUUUGACGACAGAAGAUAUUCUGACACAGGAAUCGCGCGAAAAAGUCGAGCUUUUCAAGCAGUAUUACUUUGUCUGUUUUCGGACAUUCUACCAACUCGAGAAGGACAGUGAACGAUUCAUGGAGCCGGUAAACUUCUAUAUGGUUGUUUUUCGCGAUGGCGUUUUGUCUUUCUCUUUUACGGAGAAUCCCCACGCUGCCAAUGUCCGAAGAAGAAUUGGAAAGCUCCGUGACUACGUGUCGCUCAGCAGCGAUUGGAUCUGCUAUGCUAUGAUCGAUGACAUAGUAGAUAGCUUUGGCCCCGCGAUUCGGGAAAUCGAAGUUGAAACCGAAGCGAUUGAAGACCUUGUGUUUAUUGCGCGCAUGGAUGACUUCGAAUCAUUCUUACCCCGCAUUGGCAAUUUACGGAAGAAAGUGAUGAGCCUGAUGCGACUCCUGGGUGGUAAAGCUGAUGUUAUUCGCGGGUUCUCGAAGCGCUGCAAUGAGCAAUAUUCAGUGACACCUCGCGGUGAUAUUGGGCUUUACUUGGGUGACAUUCAAGAUCACGUUGUGACCAUGAUGUCUAAUCUGGCCCAUUUUGAGAAAAUGCUCAGUCGAUCUCAUACUAAUUAUCUAGCUCAGUUGAACGUGACAAACUUGGUCCUGGGGAACCACGCGAACAAGGUCCUGAGCAAGGUGACGCUUAUUGCAACUAUACUAGUCCCAAUGAACCUCAUCUGCGGUUUGUUUGGAAUGAAUGUCCAUGUACCCGGACAAGACGUCCCGGGAUACGGAUGGUUCUUUGGCAUUGUUGGGGUCCUUGCUGCAGUUGUUGUCAUCAGUGGCCUGGCUGCUCGGUUCUAUAAGCUUGUGUAA